AUGUUCCACCGCGGUCGCACUACCACUACGACGAGAACUACCAAGCCGACGUUGAUGACUCGGCUCAAGGGUCCUAAUGCUAAAAGCAAGACUGUGAAGACUACGACUACUACAAACCCGAGUACCACUCACCAUACCAACAAUCGCCAUUUGGGGGCCCACCAACAUCAUACAACCGCUACAAACCCGGGUAUCUCUCACCGUACCAACAAGCGUCAUUUGGGGCCCCAGCAACAUCACCACAAGCGUAAACCUACCUUUGGUGACAAGGUCUCUGGCGCUAUGUUGAAGAUGAAGGGCAGUAUUACACAUCGUCCGGGUGUCAAAGCCGCUGGAACUCGUCGCAUGCAUGGUACUGAUGGUCGAGGAAGUCACCAUCAUGUUUAUUAG
Molecule: messenger RNA, 390 nt
Organism: Penicillium pulvis
Lineage: Eukaryota; Fungi; Ascomycota; Eurotiomycetes; Eurotiales; Aspergillaceae
Exons: 2
Coding region: 1-390 (129 amino acids)
Source: RefSeq, a predicted model, not a curated record